Molecule: messenger RNA, 3240 nt
Organism: Stegodyphus dumicola
Lineage: Eukaryota; Metazoa; Arthropoda; Arachnida; Araneae; Eresidae
Product: alpha-2-macroglobulin-P-like
Cellular component (GO): extracellular region
Molecular function (GO): endopeptidase inhibitor activity
Source: RefSeq, a predicted model, not a curated record
AUGGUUACAAAUACUGGAACACGAGCAGCAAAUCCAAAUCACUCAGCGUCGAAAUUGCAGGAUAUUAUGUUCUCACUCAACUGGAAAUGUAUAAUCAUUAUGGUGUUCAGAAAUCUUGGCCGGUUGUAAAUUGGAUUGUUAGACAGAGAAACUCCAACGGAGGAUUCGUCUCAACUCAAGACACAAUUGUUGCCUUGCAAGCAUUGGCGAAGUAUUCAGCAUUAGAAUCUCAAAUAUCUGCGAAUAUGAACAUAGUUUUGAAAAGCAAUGAACUGGUCUCGGAGAUCAAAUUGGAUGAAUAUAAUAGGCUCGUAGUGCACACUUCCAAAAUUCUUAUCUUGCCAGCUGUUGUUCAGUUACAAGCUAUUGGCAAAGGAUGUGCUCUAGUGCAAUUUUCUGUGAGGUAUAAUGUCAAAGCCGUUACGGAAAACGAAGCUUUUGAAAUCAGUAUUAACGUUUUCCAUGAAGAGAACAGCUUCUGUACGAGACCGCGUAUUCAUAUUUGCGUAAGGUAUAUGAACAAUAACGAAACAUCUAAUAUGGUUGUGGUUGCAGUAAAAAUGGUAUCAGGGUUCUUACCAAGAGAAACGAGUCUUGAUGAGCUAAAAUCAGAUCCAUCGAUACAGUUGAAAGGUUAUGACGUAGAAGGCAAUCUCGUCAAUCUCUACUUUAAUGAACUUACAGAUAUAUGUAAAUGCUUCAGCUUUGGCAUAAAGCAAGCAUACCAAGUAAAAAACGUGCAACCAGCAACUGUGAAGGUAUAUGAUUACUAUCAGCCAGAACUUGAAGUAACAAAGAACUACUCUAUUCCUUCGUCUUGUUUAUCGGAUGUACGUGAAAGCACUCAUGAAAGUCAUGCUUUGUCUAGCUUCGAAACCUCGUUCUCUGGUAAAACAGGUAGGCUGGAUUGUCCUAUAUGCACGUACUCGUUUCCUGACAAUUUCAAAGAUGUAUUUUGUACUUCUGAUUUUGUUUUAAAAGUAACUGUUACAUCUAAAGAAGGAAAUGUAGUAGAAAUAUUGCAAGAUAUGAGUUACGAGCAACAUCCGCAACCAUUUAAAAUGUUUGCCGAAAUUACACGAGAUGACAAUUGCCCCUGUAGACAGUUAAAUCGAAAUGGAAGCACUCUUAUAAUAGCAGGGACAUCACUUAGGUUAUGGAACUCAGAGCAAGACAAAUUCCAUAUCCAUCUCACAAGACAAGUGCGCGUCAUAUUAUCAUCUCACCAAGGGAUUAAACGCGAAAUACUGAAACAACUUCGAAGUUCUUGUGAUAGCGAUUCUAGAUUUCCUACCAAUUAAUAUUCGUUGCUUUUUAAUUCAAAAAGACACCUAAAAUGAUUCACAUUUCACAUUAUUCACGAGUAAAGGUAUGUUGUCUCGAAACAGUCAUCCAUUACAUGAAGUUUAAAAAAAAAUGGAAGAAUAAAUGAAAAAAUAUAAUACAGAAUGUUUAUUAUUUUUUUGGCUCGGAGAAUAAUUUUAUACAUAAUAAAGCAAAUUAUUGAGUAAAAUGCAAUGAAGAAAAUUAAUCAUAAAAAAAUUAAGUAGCAUGAUUAUAUUUUAAAUGCGGUUGACUGCGACGAAAUAUGUCAAUAAUCAUACUUUGUUCUUUGAACAUUAUGCCUAAAAUCAAACCACAUUAAAUUGAGAGAAAUAUUUACAUUAUUACAUAAUGCAUGCUUACAAAAGAUGAAGAUCAGUUGCGCCAUAGUUUGUGACGAAAACAUGCUAAACUGAGAAGUUCAUAGUUAUUUUUAAAGUUGAAUUACGUUGCGAAGAUAAAUGCACUGAAACGGGAUAUGUUUGCGCUGUUACGUGCUGCGGAGAUCUUUUCGAUAAUACCACAAGUUUAACUGAGAAAAAAAUGAUGAUUUAUUGUAAUUAAUUAAAAUGCAAUGAAAUGUAAAUUACUGUAAAUAGCACAAGAAGACCACAGAGAAAAGGCAUCAUAUCUCAGAUCAUCAUUAUCACUUAUGAUGCCAACUCUGCAUAUGAUGCCCCGAUGCCACUGAAAAACACAGUGCCAAUACUACGCGAUACCACUCAACAUAUGGUUCACACAUCUUAUAAGGUACUUUCUGCCUCCUUUCUGCAUUCAUUCAUGGUGUAACUGGAAGCACACUCAACGAGUCUUAAGGAGGUCUGGAGUUCAAAUCCCGACGAGGGCAUUGCACAUUUUUCAUGUUCCUGCAUCAUUAUAUAACCUAAUUACUCUAUAAGUGGCACCCGAACUAAAACGCUGGUGGACGAUAACUCGUUACCACCAGGAUUUAGUGACUGGGACCCCAAAUCCACAGCCCUCCUAGUCCUUGGAAAGAGGAGUAUAUAAGGCACUUUCUCCCUCCUUUCCACAUGCUUUCGUGUCACCAUUCAUGUGACUUUUACAUGGCCAUUCAGGCGACCUUUAUAAAUGUGCAUUUUGCCUGUACUGCUAUUGGUAUACUACAUUUUGCCUAUACCGCCAUGCACUGCCGGAUUAUAAUACUGCCUCCUUCAUAUUUUGAACUACAUAAUUUUGUAUUCUUCACCUUUUCUUCGUUUCACAUAGGAUGCAUCGGAUGUUCUAAGCACCAAAAUAUAAGGGAAAAAUUAUAAUUUCUCAGAAGUUAGUAUGUAACAAAAACAUUGGGAAUAUAUUUUAACAUAAAUUCACAUAUUUAUAUUAAACAUGUAAAAGACCUAUUGAUUAAGCAUUUAAAAUAUUAGUAUUUCUUUAACACUUUAAUUGUCAUGGACGAGGUCGACUCGCAUUCAAGUUACGCACUGCAGUGGGCGCAAACAAACAUCCUGACAUUACAAAUUUACGACAGGCAGAUAUCGCACAUGUUUGGGAUGAAAGAACUGCUUAAUCUUGCAACCGCCGAAGGUUUAAAAUAGUAUUUUGAUGCAACAAAAAAAGACAAAAAAUGACAAUCUGUCUCUUUUAGUUUAAAGAUCACUGGAGUUUAAUGCUUAGAAUUACUAACGGAAGUGUGAGGAUUUUAUAGAAAUAAAACGAACAAAAGCUUUUACACACACACUCAUAUAUAUUUUGUUUUAUUUUAUUUCUUAUUUAUUACAAUUAUUCAUUCAAAAAAUGCCCCUAUGUAAAACUGGCCGUUUAUAUAAGAAAUAAAAUACAUAAUUUAAGAUGUAUGCAAUUGUAUUUCUAACAAAUGUUAAAUCUAUAAAUGAAUUACAAAUUAUACUUGGACAGUUACUUGGCAUUAUACCGAGAUUAAAAUGAUGUUUCCUAAAA